UUCUGGAAGGAUACAGAGUCCAGGGAAAAUAUGGCAGAGGAACGGGUGCUACAGCUGUUAAGGAGCGAACCCAAAGAAUACCACCUGGCAAGAGACAUCGCAUCUCGCCUGGGAAUCGCUAAAAAUGAGGCUAACAAUGCCCUGUACGCGUUGAAGAACGCGGGGAAGGUAAAACAGGAGACAAAGAAACCACCGACUUGGCGAGCAGUUGUGGCGGAAACACCCCAACAGCUGCCUCUCCAGCAGCCUCAGCCCCAAGUCAACCUGCCACCCGCCCCAUCAGACAGGGGACAACCUCCACAGCGCCAUGACCAGCCACAAGCCAACCUGCCACCUGCCCCAUCAGAUGGGAAACAACCUCCACAGCAGCGCGUCCAGCCAUGGGCCAGCCCGGCUGGAAACAAGGCCCAGGGUCAUUAUAGGGGAAAGCAGAAGAGUGAUGAAACCAAGGAACGGCCCUUUACAGUUGAUCUUCCCAUCGUGAAGGAUAGCCAACUGGUCAACGAGGUGAUGAUCGGUGUAGGUGGAUUUGCCAGUGUAAACAAAGCUUUUCACACUGAUUGGCAAAUAGACAUAGCUGUCAAAACUCUACAUGUGAGUGCAGAGGGGGAGAAAGCACUCCUUUACUCUGAAGUUAAGAAGAUGUUGCUGGCCAGCACAUCACCACAUAUUGUGGACAUCUGUGGAAUCUGUUUGGGAUCUACCAGUAUCUCCUUGGUAAUGACGUACAUGGAGAAUGGCUCCUUGAAGAGUCUACUUAAGCGGGAGAAUGUCCCUCUCCCCUGGGCCAUUAGGUGGAGGAUUGCACAUGAGAUCGCCCUGGGGUUGAACUUCCUGCACUGCCUGGACCCCCAGAUCAUCCACUGUGACAUGAAGGCAGAAAAUGUCCUACUGGACAAAGAUUUCCAUGCUAAGAUAAGUGACUUCGGAAUCGCAAAAUGGAGGAAAAACUCAGAGCUGGUUAAGUCUGUGAGCCCAAUGGGACGCACCCCCACCCAUGCGCCUCCAGAGUGCUUUGCUGGUCAAGAACCGAACACCAAAUUUGAUGUUUACAGUUUCGGAAUUACUCUUUGGGAGAUUUUGGCAAGGAAGGAACCAUUUCAAGAUGGACCAGCAAAUUACAUGCUUGCAUCAGCGGUCAGAUCUGGACAACGUCCAGAACGGAGCUGCUUUCCCAGUGAGAAUGAAGUCAGUGGCAUGGUUGCUUUAACGUAUGACUGUUGGGAAAAUAUUCCUCAGCGCAGGCCAACUAUGAAAGAGGUCUGCUCAAGGUUGGCUCGGGGCUGUGCCAACUAUACAGAGAUUCACAUGCUGGAAGCGAUCAUUGCUAUCAAGAAAGCAAAAGACAAAGAGGAAGUCAUAUCAAAGAAUGGAUCUGGUUCAGAUGAAGUGGAGGAUUUGAAGUAGUCUGGCAUUUGGGGGCUAGUUGGAGGAAAUGUCAUACUAUGCAGACCUCAACCUUUGAAGACCAGCUGUCAGUAAUUGGUCACUCGCAGUUCGCUGUUGUUGGAAGUCUCUCAACACAUCCACAUUGAAUCAUCGGGCCAUACCGUUUCACUGGACAAUGUCAGAAUAUUAGAGACUGAACUGAACUACUUUGUAAGAGGUAUUAAGAAAGCCAUAUACUGUAAAAUGCAGAAAUGUUUGCGGUGGAUUAAUGUUCGCAGUUUUCGCAGUGACCACUUCACCGCGAACUGAAAACCGUCGCGACAUUUUUCUAUUAUGAUAUUAGACUGCAGUCUAUGGUGUUACAGUGAACUUAAAACCACCGCGAAAAAAUGGAACAUCCAAGAGUCGUGAUCUAUGAUAUAUUGUUGCUUGCUUAUUUAUAUUGACAAUGGAUGUCAAAUUGCUAUGUAUAUGAAUGUGGAAAAUGUACAUGAAAUGAUAAGUAUAGAAUACAACACGGUGUAUUUCGUAUCACCCGAGGUACCAGCCCGACCGCGGGAAGGAUCGCCUGAAGACCGGAGGGUGAUCCGACCCGCGGGAGGGUUGGUACCGAGGGUGAUGCAGAAUACACCGUGUUGUAUUUUAUUUAUGUCAUGUUGUAUUUUAUUUAUGUCAUACCCACCUGAGAAAACACAUAUUUCGAUGCGAAAUGCACCAGAAGUUGAGAAAAUGUUGUGUCCUCGAACAAGAGAUUGUAACAACAGCAAUUCUAACGUCCGGAUCCGGUAUUCGAUUUUUCAACCGUACUGUAUUCGGCCCAUUUGAAACAUUCGAUUUACUCGAAGGAAGCUUGUGUGAUACAACUUAGAACCCGUGUGAUACAGAAAGUUAUCACACGGUCCGGAACACCCGUAUCGAACGUUUUCGCGUCACAGGUGUGACAUAAAGAAUAAUAUAUGCCUAUAGUAUUGCUAGUCUCCAUAAAAUAGAAGUUGGCAAAUAUUUCCACAUGGAACUUUGAAAAAUUGUUCCUUCAUGUGUUUUAACAAGGGAUGUCUCCAAGACCCAUCCUUCCAUCCUGGAAAUUUGCUUGUUGGGAAGGAAAAUGAUUUUACUCCAUCCGUCCCAAAAAUGACAUGAAGCUGUUGCUUUCAUAAGUUUAUGAUGACAUAUUUAACCAGGAAAAUUAACAACAUGUUGGGCUCCCAAACAAUGAGAGGGAUGGAGAAAAAUUUUAAGCUCAAGACAGCCCUGGUUUUAGCUGAACAUUUUACCAUUCCAUGUAAUAUGCAUUUUACUAAAAAAUAUGUGCAUUACUUUUUGUAUUGAAAACAAUGCUCUUUAUUGAAAUGUUUUAACAAGUUUUAUUAUUGCUGCAAUUAUAGAUAUCAGUGUAUUUGCAUAUUAAUGAGGAAAGUGUAGAAACCUGCUAUGCCAUGAUAGGGGUAUAUGUACUCGUGGCAUUUUCAAGUUCCGUAAAGCUGAACAUCGUUGAAAAUGAAUUAUGUUAAUGAGGACCUCAUUUGCACAUAAAUUGUGAAGGGUAGACUAAUUUGGCAAAGGUAUAUGUCGUGGAACUCGUCUUGGUAGUGAUUUUGUGGCAUGUUGAAGUUAUGUCUGCAGAUGCCAGUCAGUGUACAAUACUGAAUCAGAUGUAACUGUGCAAAAUGACAUUAUGGAACAGACUGCAUAUCUCCAUGAAAUAUGAAAAUUCUGAUCAUACAAAAGACUGAAAAAAAAAAAAAAUACAAAAGACUUCCACAUGUAAUUAAUCUAUGCUUGGUUCUGUUCACCUUUAACUACUUUACAUGUUGGCAACAAACCCAGGCAUUCUUAGGUUAUCUUGUCUCAUACGCACGCACGCACGCACGCACACACACACACACUGAAUAUAAAAAGAAAGGGUUGAACAUUCCUGGAUACAUCUAGCAUUGAGUAAUAUACAGUUCUUUCUGUGACAACAUAACAUUACAUGUACAUUGUAAUGUUUGGGUCUUGGAUUUAUGAAUUACAUAACUUGCAUUUGACAGUGACCAAAAUCAUGAUGAUUGAAACUGUGUUCUCAAAUUUUGUCCUGAUUUUAUAAUGCUUGUUGAGUUCACUUGCUAACUGAAUGAUAGUGAACUCAACAAGCAUCAUGGACAAAAUUUCAGUUUAUGGACAAAAUUUCACUCACACAUGUUGAUAAAGUGUGCUAAGACUUUUUUCCAAGUUAGACCUUACAUAUGUAUGAUCUUGAGCAACCAUUGUAAAUUAGAUAUGACAAUGUUGAUAGAUAUUUGAUGUGAGGCUAAAUGUUUGAAAGGUUUUCUGAGUCGUUCUUCAAUAACCAAAAUAAAUGUUUCAUUAUAGUCAACCCUA
This is a messenger RNA of Branchiostoma floridae (Florida lancelet), 3750 nucleotides long. Its product is annotated as receptor-interacting serine/threonine-protein kinase 2-like. The transcript is spliced from 12 exons. Gene Ontology annotation, biological process: protein phosphorylation. Gene Ontology annotation, molecular function: RNA binding; JUN kinase kinase kinase activity; ATP binding. NCBI's taxonomy places the organism in Eukaryota, Metazoa, Chordata, Leptocardii, Amphioxiformes, Branchiostomatidae. The coding region runs from base 31 to 1407 and encodes 458 amino acids. The record is from RefSeq and is a predicted model, not a curated record.